GAGGAAAAAUUUAAAGAUCGGAGUACUAGAAAGUCUGAAUUUUAUAAUAACGGCGACCAAAAUAGUAAUGUUUCGGUCGAUACAAUGUUUCGUCAAAGUUUUUUCCGUUACUUUAGUUCACAAGAGUUAAACUCACGACUCAUUGAAUUGCCGUAUAAGGGAUCGGAAAUGUCUUUUGUUAUUAUAUUACCAAAUGAUAGAAACGGUUUGUCAAAACUCAAGACACAGAUAAAUGCCAUAAACUUUGACAAAGCAUUCAAAUCAAUGGAUAGAAAAUAUGUAAAUUUAUUUUUACCAAAAUUUAAGUCAGAAAAAGAGUACGAUUUGAUGAAAGAUAUAAAUCCCAAACCAAUUGCAUUGACCUCUGAAUCAGAUUUAUCACGACUGUCCACUUCAUGUGAUAAAACCGUAUCCCAAAUCAAACACAAAACUUUUAUAUCUGUCGAUGAAUACGGAACCGAAGCGGCGGCCGUUACAGCUAUUGUUAUGAAGGGUCGUUCGGGUCAUAUAAUUAUUUCCCCACCGAUUGAAUUUCGUGUGGACCACCCGUUCCUAUACUAUAUUAUUGACAAAACUAAUGGUAUGAUUAUGUUUUCCGGAUAA
Molecule: messenger RNA, 603 nt
Organism: Oppia nitens
Lineage: Eukaryota; Metazoa; Arthropoda; Arachnida; Sarcoptiformes; Oppiidae
Product: leukocyte elastase inhibitor-like
Exons: 1
Coding region: 85-603 (172 amino acids)
Biological process (GO): negative regulation of endopeptidase activity
Molecular function (GO): serine-type endopeptidase inhibitor activity
Source: RefSeq, a predicted model, not a curated record